Terrapene triunguis (Three-toed box turtle) is the source of this 3705-nucleotide messenger RNA. Its product is annotated as zinc finger protein 585B-like. Gene Ontology annotation, biological process: regulation of transcription by RNA polymerase II. Lineage: Eukaryota; Metazoa; Chordata; Testudines; Emydidae. Gene Ontology annotation, molecular function: RNA polymerase II cis-regulatory region sequence-specific DNA binding; DNA-binding transcription activator activity, RNA polymerase II-specific. Gene Ontology annotation, cellular component: nucleus. Bases 1 to 3405 code for a protein of 1134 amino acids. The record is from RefSeq and is a predicted model, not a curated record. The transcript is spliced from 7 exons.
AUGCAGGAGAACUAUGAGAUGGUGACCUCGCUGGGAUUUCCCAUUCCCAAACCUGAGCUGAUCGCCCGGCUGGAACGAGGGGAGGAGCCAUGGGUGCCCGAUCUCCAGGCCUGCAAAGAAAGAAGGCUUCCGAGAUGCACCCGCACAGCAGGUGCUGAGCGAGGGAGUGAGAAGCAGGAGGGGAAUCAUCAUGAGGAAGUUCCUGGGGAAGUGGAACCACAGGGGACAUUUGUGAGAAGAGCUGAAGGGAAUUUUUCCCAGUGCGUGGAACAGGGAGAAGCCUGGGGAAAUUGGCACAGGUCAGAGAAGCUGCUGGAAAGCCACCCAGGGAAGAAAGAGGAUGAAUCUAUUAACUGUGGGGGAGGAGACAAGGAUCCCAUCGCGCAGCAGACAAAUCACAAGAAGGAGACACCAUGGCACUGCCUACAGUGUGGUAAAGGAUUCAUUGUGAGAUCACAGCUUGUGACACAUCAGACAAUCCACACUGGAGAGAAACCCCUUCAGUGCUUGGACCGUGGGGAAAGCUUCAGUAACCGCUCAGAUCUUAAUAACCAUGGGAGAAGCCACACUGGAGAGAAGCCCAUUUGCCUCGAGUACGGGAAAUGUUCCAGUUCUAAGUCAGCACUAAUUUCACAUCAAGAAAGCCACACAGGAGAGAGACCCCAUAAGUGCUUGGACUGUGGCAAAAGUUUCACACGCAAAUCAGAUCUUGCUAAUCAUCAGGCAAUCCACACAGGAGGGAGACCCCAUAAGUGCUUGGACUGUGGGAAAAGUUUCAAUCGGAGGUCAGACCUUGUUAAACAUCGGGUAAUCCACACAGGAGAGAGACCCCAUAAGUGCUUGGACUGUGGGAAAAGUUUCAAGCAGAGGUCACAUGUUCUUAGACAUCAAGCAAUCCACACAGGAGAGAGACCUCACAAGUGCUUGGACUGUGGGACAAGUUUCAAGCAGAGGUCUCACCUUCUUAGACAUCAAGCAAUCCAUACAGGAGAGAGCCCUCAUAAGUGCUUGGAUUGUGGGAAAAGUUUCAAGCGGAGAUCAGACCUUGUUAAUCAUCAGGCAAUCCACACAGGAGAGAGACCCCAUAAGUGUUUGGACUGUGGGAAAAGUUUCAAGCGGAGAUCAGACCUUGUUAAUCACCAGGCAAUCCACACCGGAGAGAGACCCCAUAAGUGCUUGGACUGUGGGAAAAGUUUCACAGGGAGGUCAAAACUUGUUAAACAUCAGGCAAUCCAUACAGGAGAGAGACCCCAUAACUGCUUUGACUGUGGAAAAAAAUUUAUAACGAGAUCAGCGCUUAUUAAACAUCUGGCAAUUCACACAGGACAGAGACCCCAUAAGUGCUUGGACUGUGGGAAAAGUUUCACAUGGAGAUCAUCUCUUGCUACACAUCAGGCAAUGCACACAGGAGAGAGACCCCACAAGUGCUUGGAAUGUGGGGAAAGUUUCAUAUGGAGGUCAAACCUUGUUAAACAUCAGGCAAUCCACAAAGGAGAGAGACCCCAUAACUGCUUGGAUUGUGGGAAAAGAUUCAGACAGAGAUCAGACCUUGUUAAUCAUCAGGCAAUCCAUACAGGAGAGAACCCCUGUAAGUGCUUGGACUGUGGAAAAAGUUUCAAGCGCAGGUCAGACCUCGUUAAACAUCGGGUAAUCCACACAGGAGAGAGACCCCAUAACUGCUUGGAUUGUGGGAAAAGUUUCAAGCAGAAGUCACACCUUCUUAGACAUCAAGGAAUCCACACAGGAGAGAGACCUCACAAGUGCUUGGACUGUGGGACAGCUUUCAAGCAGAGGUCUCACCUUCUUAGACAUCAAGCAAUCCAUACAGGAGAGAGCCCUCAUAAGUGCCUGGACUGUGGGAAAAGUUUCAAACGGAGAUCAGACCUUGUUAAACAUGGGAGAAUCCACACAGGAUCUAAACUUCUCCCCUUCUGUAACCUCCCCCAUCGCCCCUCUCGCCCCGACAGGCUGAGGAAUCACGUCCACGUUUUGCUCCAGAUCGGCCCAUCUUCCAGGAGACAGGGAAGGGAAAUGGCUGUGAUGGAUCCAGCUCAGAUGCCGGUGACCUUCAAGGAGGUGGCUGUGUAUUUCACCCACGGGCAAGGGGCUAUGCUGGACCCCGGUCAGAGAGCCCUCUACAGGGACGUCAUGCAGGAGAACUACGAGACAGUGACCUCGCUGGGAUUUCCCAUUCCCAAACCUGAGCUGAUCUCCCGGCUGGAACGAGGGGAAGAGCCGUGGGUGCCCGAUCUCCAGGCCUGCGAGGAAAGAGAGAUCCCGAGAGGCGCCCGCACAGGUGCUGAGCGAGGGAGUGAGAAUGAGGAGGGGAAUCAUCAUGAGGAAGUUCCCGGUGAAGUGGAACAACAGGGGACAUUUGUGGGAAGAACUGAAGGGAAUUUUUCCCAGUGCGUGGAACAGGGAGAAGUCUGGGGAAAUUGGCACAUGUCAGAGAAGCUGCUGGAAAACCACCCAGGGAAGAAAGUGGAUGAAUCUAUUAACGGUGGGGGAGGAGACAAGGAUCCCAGAGUGAAGCAGACAAAUCCCAAGGAAGAGACACCCUUGCCCUGCCUCCAAUUUGGGAAAGGAUUAAUUCUAAGAUCACAACUUGUGACACCUCAGACAAUCCAUUCUGGAAAGAAAUGCUUUCAAUGCUUGGACUGUGGGGAAAGCUUCAAUAACUGCUCAGAUCUUAAUAACCAUGGGAGUAGCCACACUGGAGAGAAGCCCAUUCAAUGCCUCGAGUGCGGGAAAUGUUUCAGUUCUAAGUCAGCACUAAUUUCACAUCAGGCAAUCCACACAGGAGAGAGAUCCCAUAAGUGCUUAGACUGUGGGAAAAGUUUCACACGCAAGUCAGAUCUUACUAAUCAUCAGGCAAUCCACACCGGAGAGAGACCCCAUAACUGCUUCGACUGUGGGAAAACAUUUAUAAUGAGGUCAGUGCUUCUUAAACAUCUGGCAAUCCACACAGGACAGAGACCCCACAAGUGCUUGGAAUGUGGGAAAAGUUUCAUACGGAGAUCAAACCUUGUUAAUCAUCAGGCAAUCCACACAGCAGAGAGACCUCACAAGUGCUUGGGCUGUGGGAAAAGUUUCAGACACAGGUCAAACCUUCUUAAUCAUCAGGCAAUCCAUACAGGAGAGAGACCCCAUAUGUGCUUGGACUGUGGGAAAAGUUUUAUACGGAGGUCAGACCUUGUUAGACAUCAGGCAAUCCACACAGGAGAGAGACCCCAUAAGUGCUUGGACUGUGGGAAAAGUUUCAUACGGAGAUCAGACCUUGUUUCACAUCAGGCAAUCCACAAAGGAGAGAGACCCCAUAAGUGCUUCAACUGUGGGAAAAGUUUCACAUGGAGAUCAGCCCUGUUUAAACAUCAGAGAAUCCACACAGGAUCUAAACUUCUGUGACACGUGACAAGAAAGGGUUAAGCAGCUUGCAUGUAAUUGACUCAGAUCAGGCCUUGUUACACGUCAGGCAAGCCACACAGGAGAGAGACUUAAUAAAUGCUUGGCAUGUGGGAAAAGCUUCAGUUACAGCAGAAAACGUAAUAACCAUUGAAGAAUCCACACAGAAGAGAGACCCUAUAAAUUCCUGCACUGCGGGAAUGGUUUCCAUUGGAAGUCAGCCCUUAAUAACAAAAGGAGGAGUCUGGUGGCACCUUAAAGGCUAUCAGAUUUAUUUGAGCAUAAGCUUUCGUGGGUAAAAAA